AUGGCGGGACCCAGACCCAGGAGCCGGCGCUCGCCUUGGCCUCCGGCAGGCGGCUCCCCUGCUCUCCGCGCCGUCACCGAGAGGACCCCGAGCUGCCUGUCCCGCUCUCGGUGCCGCGCCAGGUCCGCAGCUCCCGCGGCCACCCCUCCAGGCCUCAACCCCGCGGGUGCCGUGCGAAUGGGGCGCCCUCUGGAUGAGCGCCGACUGGCCGCCCACUCGCAACUGGCCCUGGGACGCGAGGCGCGCCCGUGGCGUGGCGGUCAACCCCAGGCUGAGAUCUGCCACAAGGUCCAGGAAAUCGUGUUGUCGCUCCUGGGGCUUAAGAACAUUUUUAACUUCUCCCAAAUUACUUUUAACCUGGCUCUCACUACCUUCAGCCGCCUACUGGUUUCAGUAAAGAUAAGAGAGAGAUUACUCCAUUGUGUCAUGAUUACUUGCUUGAGACUUGCUGCCACAUUUAACGAAGAAGAGGAGUUAAUUCCACGCAUAAAAGACUUCAUAAAGCACUAUGGCUCUGGCUAUACCCCGGGCGAGCUGCUGAGGGUGGAGCUGGCUAUUUUGGACAGACUGCACUGGGACCUCUAUAUUGGGAUACCGCUGGACUUCUUGACCAUAUUCCAUGCCCUGGUGGUCCUGGGCUGGCCCCACGUGGUGGAGCUGCUGCCUCAGAGGAAUCCUUCCCUCCACGUCGCGUCCCUGACCAGGCAGCUGCAGCACUGUAUGGCGGGCCACCAGCUGCUGCAGUUCAAGGGCUCCACACUGGCCUUGGUCAUCAUCACCUUAGAGUUGGAGAGGCUCAUGCCCGACUGGUGUACUCCUAUAUCUGAUCUGCUAAAGAAAGCACAGGUCAGUAGUGAGCAGUUGAGCCACUGCAAGGAACUUAUAAAGCAGCACCUGAGAAGUUUGUAGUCCUCUUCCUGCUCAGACAACUUUGUUUCACUUCCCAGCCUCUGUGCCCCUAUCCUAAAGGAGAUGACUGGCACAGCCGUGAAGGAGAAGCCAGCUGUCUCUCGGACAGCAGGACACUACAGAGCCAUUGUCUGGGCAGGAGAGUCCAGCAGGCAGAGCUGCCCCCUGGAGCUGUGUAAGCAGCAUCGGAAAUACGAAUGA
Molecule: messenger RNA, 1110 nt
Organism: Prionailurus viverrinus (fishing cat)
Lineage: Eukaryota; Metazoa; Chordata; Mammalia; Carnivora; Felidae
Gene: CCNI2
Product: cyclin I family member 2
Exons: 8
Biological process (GO): regulation of cyclin-dependent protein serine/threonine kinase activity; mitotic cell cycle phase transition
Cellular component (GO): cytoplasm; cyclin-dependent protein kinase holoenzyme complex; nucleus
Molecular function (GO): cyclin-dependent protein serine/threonine kinase regulator activity
Source: RefSeq, a predicted model, not a curated record